Molecule: messenger RNA, 2175 nt
Organism: Formica exsecta
Lineage: Eukaryota; Metazoa; Arthropoda; Insecta; Hymenoptera; Formicidae
Product: insulin-like growth factor I
Exons: 3
Coding region: 409-1098 (229 amino acids)
Cellular component (GO): extracellular region
Molecular function (GO): hormone activity
Source: RefSeq, a predicted model, not a curated record
CGUGGCGAGGCAGCCCGGUACCAGUGGCACCGACGAACUCGGUACCAACGGAAGUCUCUUGAAGACUUCGGGUCUCGCAGCAUCGUCACCACAAGAUCUUCCGCCAGUGCGAAAGUAUCACAGAAAACGAGUAGUCAUUUCAUUUCAAGAAGAUCAGACUCGGAACAAAGACUUCCAAACGUUAGACUGCACAUUGAGACUGAAGGCAAGCUCGAGGAGGCUUUUCGGUCUGCGACCGGAUAGAACUGAUAAAUAAUAAACUUGUACACGGGACGAUUCGCGACGGUCGGCGAAUGCGCCUACGGUGGAUCUCGAAGAGCAUCAGAACUCCUGGAACCUUUAGAGGGCUCACUGCACGUUUCUUUCGCGAUUUCGAUCGUGAUUCGUCGAGUCAAGAAUAACGUUAAGAUGACAGAGGGCGAUCGUGCAACAUGCAAAGCGAGACCGGUGCUUCUGUUUGCGUUGGUUCUUCUGAGCGUUCUGAACGUUGUCGACACCCAAGUCACCUUGAGAAAGUCGCAUAUCCGGAUGCAAAAACUGUGCUCCAGAAGCCUGAGCGACGCUCUGUACCUCGUAUGCCGGGAACGCGGCUACAACGAGCCGUUCUCGUACAGCGGCGAGGACGAACCGAGAGUCGAUUCCGGGCCGGGCCUCGUCGAAGAGUGCUGUUAUCACUCAUGUAGCUACGAACAGCUCGAGCGAUACUGCAAACCCCUACCUGAGGAGAAGCGAGUCGAUUCGAGACACGACGUUAUAGAAGAGUCGUACAUAGUGAAUCUACCUUACACGAUGAAAGAUCUAUCGUCGGAGCAGAGUCCACGAUCGGAGAUGGAAUACGUCAGCGGUGCGAUAAAACGUAAGGUUGAUGAUUUGAAAAGGGGACGCCACAGGGGGAAAGGUGAUCGCAAUAUUGAUGGUGAAUGCAAGGGAAAAUCUGACGCGAAAAAGCGACACCGCGGCAGGCACUGCAGAUGCCGUCGUCGGCGUCUGGAGUGUCGCCGAGCUGGCAAGAUCUCACGCGGCGACGCUAAACUUUUAGAUAAUAUCGUGACAUCGUCGCCAACAGAUAAGCCUACGUCAUUUUCCUCUAUAUCGUAAUGCAACGUUGCAGUGCUAAAAACAUUGCCGGUCUUUCACACGAGGAAUUGUAGGAGAUGCGAUUUCUAUGAGAAGCGGUACUCUUAGAGCGAACUUACUUUUUUCUUCAUGCCAUUCUUCGACCUGUCAUUCUGUAUUCGUCGCAUCGCUGAAAUAAUUGACGAAGUUUGCACACGGAUGAUCGCUCGUAGAAAAAAAAAAUAAACGGAGAAUUCGAGACAGAUGUUUCGGGAUGAUUGAAUUCUACGAAGAAGAAGAAGAAAUCGAGAUUCCUAAAAGAAAUAAAAUGUUUUUUUUUCCUUUCUAAAGAAAAGGAAUUUGCGUGGAAAGAAAAUUAUUUACAGCAGGUGUAGAAUGUCCCAUCACGCAUUUAAUAGAUUGAAACAGCGAUGAAACGUAUCAGCGGUAUAAAGUGUCAUCUGCCAAUCGCAAUUUUGAAUAUGAAAAAAUUUGCGAUGGAGGCAAAAGCCUCGAUAUUGAUGGGAAAGGAUGUGGUUUUUUUAAUGACGCUUUCUUUUAAUGUCAGAAACAAUGUCAUUAAAGAAAUAGUGAAAUUCGAUGACGACUCGAGAUAAAGUCACGGACUAUAUCGAACAUAAUUGUGAUGGACUUGAGUUAGAAUGCAAUUCGGGACAAUUGAGUCGUGAUCUCGCAGAGAAAAAAAAAAGACUUUAAAUAAGUGAUUUAAAUAAGUGAUUUCAACGUAAGCGUUUCUAAACGUUCGGGAACAGCUCGGAUAUUCACCAGUGAUCUUAGUUUUAUUGACAACUGAUGAUCUCAUUAGUAUUAAAAUUUUUGUUGUAGAUUUAAGGUUUAAUAUAGACUUCAAUUUGAAACGCACAUCCCCGACGAACGUGUACUUUAUUAACGAGUCCACCAGCGAAUGGAUGAGAUUCAAAAAUGCGGAAAUGUAAUUUUUAAUAAAGACGUAGAUUCAGAAUUCAGAACUAGUUGUAGAUAGGAAUUUUAUUACAUUGUACACAUAGCAUAGUAGCGCGUGAAUCUUAUCCGCCAUCCGAAGAUUUCAAAUGAUAUCUGCAUUAAUAAUAGCGACCAAUAAACAUUUAUACGAGUUAA